Molecule: messenger RNA, 2424 nt
Organism: Aspergillus novofumigatus IBT 16806
Lineage: Eukaryota; Fungi; Ascomycota; Eurotiomycetes; Eurotiales; Aspergillaceae
Product: WD40 repeat domain-containing protein
Exons: 2
Coding region: 1-2424 (807 amino acids)
Molecular function (GO): protein binding
Source: RefSeq, a predicted model, not a curated record
AUGCCCGGUCCAAGUGACUUUGCAUUUACAGCGUCAUCAUCGUCAUCGCCGUCGUCUUUUUUCACGUCGCCUUCCGAACAUCCUACGCAUCCCCGUUAUCGUAAUCGGACAUCUCACGCCUCGUCAUGUGAUGCGCCUGGGCCAUCACGACUGCGACCUGUGGAUAUGUCGUUCGGACAGGCCUCCUCUUAUGAUGACCAGGACUCUGACGAGAUGUCCAGGGAAGGCGAUGAGCAUGCUGCUUUGCGCACGGAUGUUGACGAGUUUCCGAUAGUAGCAACAAUAUCAGAAUCUCACGAUGUCGGCUUGACUCCAACAAAUGACAUGGGCUCGAGCGAUGCGGGUAUCUCCGCCUUCACCGCUGUAUCUCAAUACCCGAACGCUUUUGACAACGACACGAAUGCUCUCGCCGUCACAGAAGUCGUUAACGCCGUCAUCGGACGGGAAGAGUAUCUUCGAGGAGAGGGGAGGCACGUCCGAGCAGCAUCAGUCGGCCGCUCGCCGUCCCCGCCAGCGGAUCUGUAUAUGUCUGAUUCAGAAACAACUGAUGUUCUGGGUCAUCAAGGUGGAGUGCCUAUCGGACCAUACAUGGCCGGUGGCAGAAUGACCAUGGACAGUAUCCUGGCCAACGAUCCAGCUCUGGAACACCACUUUUCUACCAUUCCCGAAGAAAGCGACGAGGACGAUGUGGGCGAUUUGAUUAUGGACUACGAGUCACCAAUGCCGCGAGAUGGGUUUAGCGUCUCCGACCAUGAGGAUGAUCCCGACGAUACGCAAAAGUUUUAUGUGGAUCAUGACGAUGACUAUUACGAAGAGCACAUCGAGCGUCCGCGGACGCGCGAAGCUACCGCGCAACUCACGGAUGUCGACUUCAACGAUUUCUACCGGGCAUUCGACUAUGAUCCGCUGCUGGUGAUGGAAGCAGCCCCUACUGGUAAUCACGGCGAUCACACCAAUUUUCCAGAAGGCGAGGCGACGGGAGGGCUACCAGGGAUAGACCUUGGCCACCUUCCUGCAUCUGUGAUCCACGGCACCACUCACGAACGGAAUUUCAAUAUCGACCAGUUUAUCAACCAGUGGCUCCUGGAAUCUACCAGGCACUCACCGCCUACUCUCCCGCUGAUAUCCAGGUUGCUACCGCCGUACCCCAUAUCCAGGAUUCUCGGAUGGACACCGCCGGAGAAGAUCAUCCGGCCGAACAACUACAACAGAGAUUUCUACGAUAUUCAGCAGAUCCCAUGGUGGGAAGCCCUACGCAUUAAGCGGUCGGAUGCGCGUGAACUGCGAGACCUCUGGUAUACAUCGUAUCACAACGUUGACUAUCCGCACCAUCAGUUGGACGGCAAACUUCCGCAGGAAGAGUUCUAUUUUCGAGAGAAAUCGAUGCACACUAAGCAUCGUGCCUCUAUCGAACACUUCCAGCUGCGGAAUCUGAUAUCUGUCCCUGCAUACAACACGGUCCAUUUCUCGCACGAGUCGAAAGUCUACUCGUGGGUUCCGGCGCAUGACGACCUGAGUUGCUUGAUUGACCUGUCCAAACCGCCAAUUAAUUCUGGAUUCCGCGGCCCUGUCAAAAUCUCGACCAUGAAAUCUGCGCACAAUAUCUGCAUCGCCGGUGGGUUUACCGGGGAAUAUGCCCUGCGACCGGCGGGCAAGGAGGGCGCAAAGGUGGAGGGGUUUGUGACGACCAAUGCGAAUGGCAUCACCAACCACAUUGAUAUCGUCCCGAGCCGGACAAGUCACGCUCCGAUGGGGAUAUUUGCGUCGAAUGACCAGCACCUUCGCGUGCUGGAUUGCGAGACUAACACUUUUAUUGCGGAUCACGAGCUGUCGCGAGCAAUCAAUUGCACCGCCACGUCCCCGGAUGGGCGGUUGCGUGUGGUCAUCGGGGAUUCCCCAGAUGCUUGGGUAGUAGAAGCAGACACAGGACGACCGGUGCAGCCGCUGCGCGGUCAUCGCGACUUCGGCUUUGCGUGCGCAUGGUCGCCAGACAUGCGACACAUCGCUACCAGCAACCAAGACAAGACUGUGAUCAUCUGGGACGCGCGCACUUGGCGAAUCUUACAAACGAUCGAGUCAGACGUAGCAGGGUAUCGCUCUGUACGAUUCUCCCCGGUCGGCGGAGGCCCACGAACGCUGCUACUGGCCGAGCCGGCUGACCGGAUCGCCAUCGUCAACGCGCAGACGUACCAGACCCGACAGGUCCAUGAUUUCUUCGGAGAGAUUGGCGGAGCGGACUUUUCGCCGGACGGCAGCACGAUCUGGGUGGCGAACACGGACGAGCAUUUUGGCGGGUUCAUGGAGUUUGACCGCCGACAAUGGGGCCAGCCGUACGGACCACGGGGCUUCCCAACGAGUGGAUACGGGAGGCGGACCUCGACGAGGACGAACGGUGUGUGCUCAGCGAGCGGGAGCGACAGAUGA